AUGGACCUGCGAGCGGAGCUGCUGAAGUCCAUCUGGUACGCCUUCACCGCCCUGGAUGUGGAGAAGAGCGGCAAGGUCUCCAAAUCCCAGCUCAAAGUGCUGUCUCACAACCUGUACACGGUGUUGUGCAUCCCCCACGACCCCGUGGCGCUGGAAGAGCAUUUCCGCGAUGAUGACGAUGGGCCGGUGUCCAGCCAGGGCUACAUGCCGUACCUCAACAAGUACAUCCUGGAUAAGGUGGAGGAAGGUGCUUUUGUCAAAGAAAACUUUGAUGAGCUCUGCUGGACCCUGACUGCAAAGAAGAAUUACAAGCCUGACCGGAACGGGAAUAGCAUUGUAUCCCACCAAGAUGCCUUCAAGCUCUGGUGUCUCUUCAACUUUCUGUCUGAAGACAAAUACCCUCUCGUCAUGGUGCCAGAUGAGGUGGAGUAUUUGCUGAAGAAGAUCUGCACCGCCAUGAAUGUGGAGCUGAACUCCUGCGAGCUGGAUGAUUACCUGUCCCAGGAGCCGCAGGGGCAGGGGGGGCUGACGGUCUGGCAGUUCCUGGACAUGGUGAACUCGGGGCGGUUCCUGAGAGGCAUCGAGCAGGAGGCCGUCAGCAUGGCUGUGGAGGAGGUGUACCAGGAGGUCAUCGAGGAUGUGCUCAAACAGGGCUACCUCUGGAAGAAGGGCCAGCUGAGGAGGAACUGGUCGGAGCGGUGGUUCACGCUGAAGCCCAGUGUCCUGUCCUACUACAUGAGUGAGGAACGGAAGGAGAAGAAGGGGAGCAUCGCUUUGGACAAGCACUGCUGCGUGGAGGUUCUGCCCGACCGGGAUGGGAAGAGGUGCAUGUUCUGCGUGAAGACCUCCUCCCGCACCUAUGAGAUGAGCGCUUCCGACACCCGGCAGCGCCAGGAAUGGACCUUAGAUCCAGACAGGGCAGAGAUCCUUCUGCAGGAGGAGGAGCAGCGGCGGAAGCACCAGCACGAGGAGAUGCAGAGGACUCUAGAGAUUCAGCUGCGGGAGGCUGAGCAGGCUCGAGCCUCCAUGCAGGCAGAGAUGGUCCUGAAGGAAGCAGAAGCGGAGCGUCAGCGCAAGCGCAUCCUGGAGCUGGAGGACAUGCAGGAGCGGCUCCAGGAGGCCCUGCAGCAGGAGGUGAAAGCACGGCAGGACGAGGAGUCUGUGAGAUACGCACAGGCCAGGCUACUGGCUGAGGAAGAGGAGAAGCUGAAGCAGCUGAUGAAGCUGAAGGAGGAGCAAGAGGAAUAUAUCAUCAAAACUCAGCGGGAGAAGCAAGUCCUCAAGCAGGAGAUGGAGAGCAAGAACAAGUGUUUGGAAGAGGCGCAGAAGCAGCUGGAAGAAGUGAGAGUGAACAGGCAGCGGGUGGACCAAGAUGUCAUGGCGGCCCAGCGGAAGCUGCGACAGGCCAGCACCAACGUCAAGCACUGGAAUGUCCAGAUGAACCGACUGAUGCACCCCAUCGGGCCAGGAGACAAGCGCACGAACGUGAGCGGAGGAGGCUUCGCUGGCUACCAACCCCUCCUCUCCCAGAGAGAUUCCUCCCUGAAACUCAAGCAGAAAGUGGAGGAUAAAGGCAGUGACCCCACGAGAGAAAAGAGCAAGGAAAAUGUGAGCAACGGUGGGAACAGCAGCAUGCCACCACCUGCGGAUGCGGAUGCGGACACCAUGGCCACAGAGCCCGCCAACUAGCCCGGCAGCAUGGCAGAGCCCUGCGGGCAACUGCGGGGCCCAGCACGCCCCUUGGAGCGGACACAGUCAAUACGGGCGUCUCUGGAUGGAGACAAGUGGGGACCAGCACAGAGCCUGUAGGUGACUACAGGUACAGCAGAGAAGCUCCCGUUUUCUUCAGGGAAGGGCUGCAGCCACGACGUGCCAGGAGGCUCAGCCAGCCCAACACUGGGGAGAAGGCAGUGGGGCCAUCUCCUCUGGGCUGCUCAGGUGUGGGAUGUGGACUCAAAUCCCCAGCCCCUCUUUUCCAACCUUCCUUAAAAAAAAAAAAAACCAAAACAAAACCAAAA
Molecule: messenger RNA, 2018 nt
Organism: Egretta garzetta (little egret)
Lineage: Eukaryota; Metazoa; Chordata; Aves; Pelecaniformes; Ardeidae
Gene: DEF6
Product: DEF6 guanine nucleotide exchange factor
Exons: 11
Coding region: 1-1689 (562 amino acids)
Cellular component (GO): cytoplasm; nucleus
Source: RefSeq, a predicted model, not a curated record